Molecule: messenger RNA, 303 nt
Organism: Kwoniella shivajii
Lineage: Eukaryota; Fungi; Basidiomycota; Tremellomycetes; Tremellales; Cryptococcaceae
Exons: 4
Coding region: 1-303 (100 amino acids)
Biological process (GO): proton motive force-driven ATP synthesis
Molecular function (GO): proton-transporting ATP synthase activity, rotational mechanism
Source: RefSeq, a predicted model, not a curated record
AUGUUGCCCACCGCCGCUCGACGAUCUCUCGCUGGUCUCAUCCCCCCAAAGAUCGCUACUCCCGGUGCGGUCUCAUCCGGUACCACUUCUGCUCGAACAGCUCAAGUCAUCGACUUCUACUCCAAACUUCCUAAAGGUCCCAAACCCGAAUCUGAACGAGCAGGCGGUUUGAGAGGUAGAUAUUUUGAGGGAAAGAACGCCAGCGGUAAACCCCUUCUCGCAACCGUUGGUAUCCUCUUCCUCAUCGGCUACACAAUUGACUACAACAUGCAUCUCAAACACCACAAAUCCGGCCACCACUAG